Molecule: messenger RNA, 7228 nt
Organism: Hemibagrus wyckioides
Lineage: Eukaryota; Metazoa; Chordata; Actinopteri; Siluriformes; Bagridae
Product: titin homolog
Exons: 13
Coding region: 314-5260 (1648 amino acids)
Source: RefSeq, a predicted model, not a curated record
AGGAAGGCUGAGCUGAAACACCACAGGUGGGACGAUGCAGCAGGAAUAUCCGUCUUACUGAACUUUCCCGAGGAUUUUUUUAAUUUAUUUUUUUUUUUAAAUCCUAAACUAAAUUCCUGUCCCAGUCUGGGAUUAGGAAAUAACUGGACCUCUGUGGAACUGGAUCAGGUUUUUUCCCUUUUAAGAACUAAAACAUUAAAGACUUCAGAAAGAGCCUGACUCCGCCCCCUCCUCUGUGAUAUGACAUCAUCCAGCGGUUGCCACAGAAACCAGGGCUCCACUGCAGACAGUUGACAGCCAGGCAGGUGCAGUGAUGGCGACCCAGGUGGAGCUCGAGCCUGGAAUGGUGAACAGCCGUCUGCUUGUGAGUCCUCUGACUGACUCGAGUAAUAAAACCCUCAUGGAGGAUUCAUCCAUCAUCAGUUCAGACCCCAAGAAACCAGUCCCUGGCCCCAAACCGAGACUCACUCCAAAACCUUUUGCUCUGCAGAGAAAUGCAACUAUACGACCUAUUCUUGCUCCCAAACCUCAGCCCAAACCUAAACCAGAGACAUUGUCCAAACCAGAGCCACCGAGCAAACCCAAGCCAACAUCUCCAGCCCUUAAAUCAGGAACUACACCAGCGUCUGGACCAGGCAGCAAACCAGAGUCUCCAACGUUGAAAACAGAACCUUCUCCUCCUUGGAAUGAUCCUAGUGAACUCAAGCUGGCUGAGACAGGAAGCGUGGUACGAAGAACAAGCUUGGCGUCUCAGUCCAAACCUGUAGAAUGGUCUUCUCGAUCCAAAACUGGUGGUUCUAUCACUCGGGCAAAGUCCAUGGGCUUCCUCGGUAAUGUUGGUUCGGAAGAGGACGGGGGUAAAGAGGGUGACGAGGUUGUUCGUCGUCCUCAGGAAACAAGAAGCUCCAAGCCAAGACCGGUGUCGGCCAUUUUCCUGCCAGACACCACAGAAUCUUCCAGCUCUACCCCACCCCGACUGGACAGACGACCUCUAUCGUCUGACCUCACUUCCAAGUUUGAGCCCACUUCACAAAGGCAAUCAACAACAGGAGACAGCAAGGAGAACACACCAGAGACUCCUGCCCCGGAAGAUGGCGUUAGGAGGAGAGAGAAGGACCACACAGAUUUAGAAAGAAGUUUCAGGAAGAAGGAUGCGGAAGGGCAGGAUGCAAAGCGUUUGGAAAGAACAGGAAGUGGUAUCAAGAGGAGGAUUAGUCUCCUUAUGGACUCGUCUUCUUCCACGUUGUCGGUUCCUGCGACCAGAGGUGCUGAGCCUCGUUCUCCAGUGCCACCGAUCUCAGACACGGAUGGAGUUGUUGGAGUGAAACAGCGAAUCAAAGAGCUGACCGAGGAUAUGUCCACCACACAGGCUCCACCCCAGAAGCCUCAGAUUAAGCCCCGCCCACUUCCAACAGAUAGAACAAAACGCUUUGCGUCAGAUGCGGAGAACACGACCUCCAGUGAGGUUAAAAGUGUCCAGGAAGGAGUUGAGGAACUGGACAAAAAGCCCAAGGACUUCGCUUCAGCUGGGCAGAGAAAGCCACAGGAAGAGCCGGACUUGCCUGCUAAUGCUCCCAGUGGUGUCCAGACUGUCAGAGCAUCACUUUAUGAGAAUGUGGUGGAGAAACACAGCGUCCAAAUGAUGGAGGAUGCUAACUCUGGCUCGGUGAAGCCCCAACCCAGACGCAGCCUCUCUCUUCGGACAAAAGGAAUCAGUUUAUCAAGUAGUAUGGACGAUGAAGAUGACAGAUCUCUGGUCAAGGCUACGUAUCAGAAUUUGGCAUCUCCUUCUAGUCCAAAACGCAUCGAUCAUGUUUUUGACAUGGUGAUGGCAGUCGAAGAGAGUCGUGCAGUUAGCGAAAACAUUCCGGCUGCCCAUCUGGAAGAAAAGGCUCUUACUCUUCGAAGGUCCAACACCGGGGAAAAGAAAAACUCUGUGAAUGACGGGAUUCUAGGAAAUGAAGAGAACAGCUAUACAGUGGGGUCUAGUAGCUUAAAAGGUAAAGAAAGACAAUCGACUGGUUCUGCUAUGGAGAAGAGUAACACACGAUAUCUCAGAGUGGGAGCGCUGCCAAAAUGGGACGAUGCGUAUAUCGAUAGAGUACAGGAUUCGGAAAUGGAAAAGCAAAAGGAGAUGGUGAGGAAGAUGGAAGAGGAACUUCAGAGGCAGAUGGAGAUCAAUAUAGCUGCGAAAGCAGACAUUGAAGAAGUCGAGCUAGAAAAUGAGAUAGAGAUGGAAAAAGAAAAUGCUGCAGCUUAUAGACAGCCAACAAAGGUACCAGAAACCAUGGAUCAGCAAAUAACAAGACCGAGAGCGACUUAUUUCGCUGUUACAGGUCAAUUAAACGAGACCAUACACCAGAGAGCAGGAAGAGACGAAGAAGAGAUGUUUAGGAGUGAGGCCAGACCGAUGGCUGAAGACCGACUUAACCCCGAGACGGCGUUCGAGGACUUCUCUGUGAAAGCAGGACGAAGGAGUUUUCACAAUCGAGUGCCGUCGAUGAGAAGGAACCCCUCGUUGGAAUUUGCUUAUAAGAAAAGUUCACCAGAAGGGCUGCAAAUUGGAGAGGGUAGAGAGGGGACACCAUGGCAGAGAGUACAAGAAAAAGAGAAGGAAUAUCAGAGAGCAAUGGACCAGGAGUUGGAGAGACAAAAGCUAGCAGAGUAUGAAAAGGUGAAGGAGCUGGAACAGCAGAGAGAGUUGGAGAAAGAAAGAGAGAGGCAGAGAGAGUUGGAGAAAGAAAGAGAGAGACAGAGAGAGUUGGAGAAAGAAAGAGAGAGGCAGAGAGAGUUGGAGAAAGAAAGAGAGAGGCAGAGAGAGUUGGAGAAAGAAAGAGAGAGGCAGAGAGAGUUGGAGAAAGAAAGAGAGAGGCAGAGAGAGUUGGAGAAAGAAAGAGAGAGGCAGAGAGAGUUGGAAAGGGAGAGGGAGAGACAGAAAGAGAUGGAACGUCAGAGAGAAAUGGAGAAGCUAAAGGAAAUCGAAAGGCAGAAACAAUUAGAAAUGGAACGACAAAUCCAAAUGGAAUACGAGAGGAGAAGAGCUGAGAGAGAGCUUGAGCAACAGAGGGAGGCUGAGAGACGACAGAAAGAAUUAGAGAGAGAGAAGGAGAGAUUGCUAGAGGAGGAAAGGAUGAAACUGAGGGAGUAUGAGAAACACCUGGAGAUGGAACGACAAAUUAAGCUGCAAGAAACUGAAAGACAAAAACAAAGAGAGCUUGAAAGACAGAUAGAGCUUGAGAGACAGAAAGAACAGGAAAGGCAGAAAGAGAUGGAGAGACAGAAAGAACUAGAGGAGAUGGAGAGAUGGAUGCAGUCAGAGAGACAGAAAGCACAGGAAAGGGAGAAACAGAGAGAGAUGGAUGAUCUCAAGAAGAUCCAGGAACUUGAGAGGAAUCAGCUUCUUGAGUUCCAACUUCAUAAAGAGCAUGACCGGGAGAAACAGACCACCAGGAAGAAACAGGAAAGAAUAGAUGAAAGGCAGAGAGAGACUGAACAGGAAAGGAGAACUCCGGAAUCUCCUCUGCGACCCAAGGUGCUGGACCUGGAUAAUGUUUCUCUGGGGGAUCGGUUUGGUACAAGUUUGAGCAGCGAUCAGAGCCCGACACCCAGAUGGAGGCAGCCUACAAAUCGUGAAGAGGAACUUUACAAACCAUCAAUUUUGGACGUUGAUUCUUUCAAGAAUCAGACACAACCUGGAGUUCCUGUGGAUCCCUUUGGAAUGACCGCAUUCUCAAGUUUGGAUUCGGUUAGAGCCAACCCAAUGACCCAAACCAGUGGAGCCAAAUCAGUGUCUCCAGUUCAUCCUCAAUCUUUGUUGCAGAACCUCCAAAGAGAUACACCACCUCAGUCUCAGCUGCACGCUCCGUUUCAACCUGCCCUUUCAGAACAAGCAAGACUUCCACCUCCACUUCAGCCCCAGGUUCUGAACCAACCAGGGCUUCAAGGCUUUGCCACAGAAAGACCUAAACCCCAAAUGCCAUCCCAGACUGUCACCCCAGACUGGACCCAUAGAGAGCACCCAUUUGACGUCUUUGGUACAUCACAUAGGGAGGUAGCUGUGGACGAACCUUUAUGGCUCUCUUCUACAGAAAGCUCCAAAAGGCCUGUUGGUGGUAGACCGUCCACUCUGGAACAAAUACUCCAGCGACAUGAAGACCGAAUUACAGGACCCAUGAGUCCUAGUUUGUCUCCUGGGCCCAUACCUUCAGUGGGUCACAUUUUAACCCCAGAGAGAAAUCUGACUGCAGAUGGUCUUUUUACUAGUAAUAGGAAGGAAAACCAGACUCCCUUGUCUCCACCGGUAACUGAACCGAUCUGGACCCCAAGCUGGGAGACGGCAUCCCAGGAACCGAGCCAGAUACGGCAGAGGAGCACAGGAUCUCAGGAGCAGUCACGAAUGCGAUCGAGAAGCGUUCACCAGAGACCCGCUCCUGUGGAGACGUCUGUAGAUGGCCCACUAGCUCGAAUCAGGAGCCGCAGUGCACAUAGAGACAAAAGACAAGAAAGCUUGGAGCAUCUGAAACAGAGUGGACAGAACGAGGGUAAGGACACGGACACGCUGGUGCAGGAGACGGACAGUCAGUAUGGGACAUGGGACACAGGACUGCACACGGAUGACAGUCUGACCCCAGUGACUCCAUCAUCGGACAGCAACCUCGUCCCGUCUCCACGGAAACCCUCUUUGCCUCAAACCCCAGAUCAGCUGAGCCCAGAGGAGCAGGAGGAGCCUCUGAACUUCCCACAGUCUCCCACAACCCUGCUGGACUCCAGUGCUCAGCGUUCUAAAGCUCAGCUGAGUAAGAGCUGUCGUCGCCGCAGAGCUCCGCCCUCUCGAGCUGCUCGUCACAGCGCUGUUCUAUCAGACGGCUUAGAGCUCGGGACUGACGAGUGGAGGUUCAAAGACACCACAGAGGAUAAACCUGACUUGGCUAAGCAGCAGGAUGAAGAGUCAGAUGAGGAUGAACCGACCCGAGACAGUCGUACCUCCACCUCCUCACAGCCUCAGAGAGUGUCUCUCUUCCCCGGCAUGGACCCUUCAGCUCUAAUGGCCCAGCUGAAGAAAAGAGGAGAGACAGACAAUCAGACAGACGGUUCGUCUCCAACACAGCUGUCUCGCUCGCCCAAAUCUCCCUUCCUGGGCAGAGCGUCUCGAGUGCUGCCCCCUGUGGGUAGUAAAGAGAACGGUGAAGAGUCGUCACCUCAGUGGCUGAAAGAAUUAAAGACGAAGAAACGUUUCAGUCAAAUCGAGAACGACGGCUAGAACAUAACAAGAUGCCUUAUUACUGGAGUAUCUGUAGCUCAACUGCGAUGACACAAGCCUUAACCUUUGACCCCCCGGCAUCGAUGGGAACUCCGCUGCUGCUGAUGACAUCAUCGUCCACCUGGCGUUGGACCGGUGGUUCGCUUUCUCUGUGCUCCUCCCAUUGGCCGAGGCGUCACACGUGCAUGGUGCCUUUCUAGGAGAUCUACAAACUGAUGAGAAGAGAUCCGUGUGUGUGUGUAUGUGUGUGUGUGUAUGUGUGUGUAUGUGUGUGUGUGUGUAUGUGUGUGUGUGUAUGUGUGUGUGUGUGUGUGUGUGUGUGUGUGUAUGUGUGUGUGUGUGUGUGUAUGUGUGUAUGUGUGUGUAUAUGUGUGUGUGUGUGUGUGUAUGUGUGUGUGUGUGUGUGUUCAUUUCCUGUGAGAGGAUUCCUUUUGGCAUAGAGACACUUUAUCUCAACCAACACUUCCUGGAUUGCGGAAGAAGACGGUUCACGGGACCACGCCCGCGUACGACAGCGACCCUCAGAUGACUGGAGGACGCUUAUUUACUCCAUGUGUAUUUGGUCCAUUUAUUGUUGUUUUUUUUCUUCCUCUCUGCUCGGUGGGUUUAGGUGAUGCACACGGCGUCUUUUCUGUUCUUUAUGCUAAUCCGUCGCUAAUGCUCGGACAGUACAGGUUAUAGUAUUUAGCAGCUUAAAAAAAUAAAUUGAAAUGUAAUCAUGGAUUGUAUUUUCAAAUGUUUAAGGAAGGCGUUGGGGAGAAACACAGGAAUGAUAUAGAGAGAUAUUUUUUAAAACACUCUAAUCCUAACUCUUUAUGCCUCGAGAUUUUUCUUCUAAUGUGUUUAAAGAUACGCGGUGUCGCGUCUCGCUAUCAUUUACGCCUUUUAUGUUGUGAUCAGUUUAACGAUUCGUCACGAUCCUUACAGCGUCGCUGCUCCUGAGAUUAAACCUACGGCGUGAGAUCGUCACGGCGAUGACGCCGUCCGUGUGUAGCAUGAUUGCCCGCUGUGCUGAUAGAUAUCUCUUUUUAUAGAACGUCAUGACGAUGUCAUAAUCACAAUCAUAAACACGCCUGCUUCAUUUAGGGAUGAACAAAUCUGACCCUCUCAGGAUCAGACACAUGAUCUUCUUCCUGUUCUUCUGGAACAUUCCAUUUGUUUCUCCGGCUGAGCGACGCCGGUGUAGCAAACAUUUAAUCUUAGUGCAAAAAUAUCUACACACAUGCACACACACACACGCACCACAGAUCCAAUCACCUCUGCUGUGUGUCAUUUCAUCACUAAGCCCCACCCACAACCGGUAAAAAAUGGAGUCGUGUGGAGGAAAGCAGGAUGUCUGAAGUGUAAAUGUUUUUUAUGUGAGAAAGUUUUCCAUUCCCGAAUGACGUAAAAAAAAUCCUAGCAGAUGGAGCGCCUUUAUUUUUUUAACUGUAUGUACAAUCGUUUAUUUUUAAUUACUCUCGUAUCCAAAGCCUUAGUGAUGUUGCACAAUCCGAUGGGACCUCUGUGUCGCCCCGCGAGCGGUCAGGAUGAGUGCUAACGGAUGAAAGCUGGAGCUUCGUCUCCGUCACUCGGUGGAUUAUGAUUCAUUUUUUUUGUUUGUACAGAUGUGAGAAAGGGAAAACUUUAUCAGUUUAAUAGAUUUUGUUUUGUUUUGUUCUGUUUUGGGGAAUAAACCCUGAGCUGAUGUGAAGCUCCGUGAAGCACUUUCCCUCAGCUGAUGACCACCAGGACUGACCACUUCCUGCCACUUUCUGAAGCAUGUUGAGAUGUAGAGAGUGUGUGUGUGAGAGUGUGUGUGGUAUGCGAGUCUUCUCAUCCUGUUUUUUUGUCCGUUCGUGGGAAAUUCACGUCUCUCUUUGUAUUUUUUAAUUUCACCAUAAAGAUGUAUAGUGCACUGUGUUGUAAAACCGGUGGUUAUGACUGUAAAUUCAUAAUAAAAUUUACAAUAAAUUUAUUUUCUUGGCU